Molecule: messenger RNA, 1609 nt
Organism: Amaranthus tricolor (Joseph's coat)
Lineage: Eukaryota; Viridiplantae; Streptophyta; Magnoliopsida; Caryophyllales; Amaranthaceae
Product: probable E3 ubiquitin-protein ligase LOG2
Exons: 3
Coding region: 263-1372 (369 amino acids)
Biological process (GO): protein ubiquitination
Molecular function (GO): ubiquitin protein ligase activity
Source: RefSeq, a predicted model, not a curated record
ACAAUUAUUAUUAGCAAUAGUAAUUUGUGUUCUAAGACCAUCAAAAAAGCAUAGAAAAGAAACCCACUCCCACCAUAAUACCCAAUACCAAUAUGAUUAAUACAAUCCAAUUAUUCCUCCACCUCUCUUCUCAUCCGAUCACCUAUUCUCAUUAACAAUCACAAUUUCCCAAUUGUUGUUGAACUUUUACGCAAUCUCAGAUUCUUCCUUUAUUUACCACCUAAUAUUCCCCUAAUUUGUCUUAAUAAUCCGUUUUUAAUUCAUGGGUAAUAUCGGAAGUAGUGCCAAUAAUGGCGGAAAUCGGCGCCGUCAAAGCAAUCGUCGGAAUCAACCACAACCCCAACCCCAACCCCAACCACCUGCACCUCCGCCUCCACAACCACAGAUUACUCAAAACCGUUACGUCUUCGCUGCUGCGACGCCGUAUCCUUCGGCGGGUUAUUACCAAUACCAUCCUCCAGCACCCGGCUAUUACCCACCACCCGCUAAUAUUCCGAUGCCGUUACCCGCUCCGUUUGAUCAUCACCAUCAAGCCCAUCAUCAUGGGAAUUGGUCUGCUGGGAGAUAUAAUUAUGGGCCCCCAAUGAUGACUCCUCCUGCUGCAGCCCCUUAUGUGGAGCAUCAAAAGGCUGUAACUAUUAGGAAUGAGGUUAAUUUGAAGAAGGAGAGUUUGAGAAUUGAAGCCGAUGAAGAAAAUCCUGGAAAGUUUCUUGUUGCCUUCACUUUUGAUGCUGAUGUUGCUGGAAGCAUAACGGUGAUAUUCUUUGCAAAAGAAGGUGAGGAAUGCAACUUAACACCAACAAAAGAAAACUUACUCCCUCCAGUGGUGGUGCACUUUGAGCAAGGCCUAGGCCAAACGUUUAGACAACCUUCCGGAACCGGGAUUGAUUUCUCUAUGUUUGAGGAGGCUGAAUUAUCGCAGGAAGGCAAUGCAGAUGUGUAUCCGCUUGCUAUAAAGGCUGAUGCAUGCCCAGCUAAUCAGACAUAUACGGAUGGAGAGCCGGCUCCGGGCAGCUCCAAUUCUCAGAUAACUCAAGCAGUAUUUGAAUUGGACAAAGGCGAAUAUAAGGUUAAGGUGCUUAAGCAGAUCUUACGAAUAAACGGUGUGAGGUAUGAGCUGCAAGAAAUAUAUGGAAUCGGGAACUCUGUCGAAAGCGACUUUGACGGUAAUGAUCCUGGCAAAGAGUGUGUUAUCUGCUUGUCAGAGCCUAGAGACACAACUGUCCUUCCUUGUCGGCACAUGUGUAUGUGUAGUGGUUGCGCAAAAGUUUUACGGUUUCAAACCAACCGUUGUCCCAUAUGUCGGCAACUAGUUGAAAGGCUUUUGGAGAUAAAAGUUAAUGACGGAAACGAAGAAGAAAGAAGCAAUUGAGUAGCACCACGGUUGUUAGUAACUCGACAGAGAUGACCGAUCUCUGCCGAUUUCUCCUUCGAAAAAGUUUGUUUUUCCCCCAAUUGUUUCUUCUGCUCAACUCUUAUCAUAUUUAUAGUUUGGUUGCUCACUCUCUUUGACGGCAACAAAAAGAUUAUGCUGUGCCAAUUUACCUUGUGUACAAACUUGUCCUUUAUUUGAAAAAUGUAAGUAAUAUAGUGAGGUUUGAUCUACAAA